UGGUGGAGGACUGGCUGGAGGGCUACCAGAAGGACCGCGAGGCCGGCUUCCUGCAGCUGCUCCGCUUCCUCGUCCGCUCCUGCGGCUGCAGAGGAGAGGUGACCGUGCAGAUGCUCAGGGACUGCCAGAACUCGGAGAUCAUCCAGCAGAUGACGGAGUCCUUUGAGGAGGGCCAGCAUGGCGUCAUCUACGACGAGUACCUAGUGGACAACCUGGUGGCCUUGCUGACUAGCAUGUCUGAUUCGCAAGUGCGCGCCUUCCGCCACACCAGCACCCUGGCAGCCAUGAAGCUGAUGACUGGCCUGGUGCGUGUGUCUCUGAGUGUCAGCGUCCAGAAGGACAACAGCCAGCGGCAGUACGAGGCGGAGCGGGCCAAGGGCCUCAGCCACAGGGCCCCGGGGAAGCUGGAAGGGCUGCUGCAGCAGCUCAGAGAGUUCCAAGAGAAACAAGAAGAGCUGGAGAGUCUGAUGAAUGGCAUCUUCAAAGGAGUCUUUGUUCAUCGCUACCGUGACCUGGUACCUGAAAUCCGUGCCAUUUGCAUUGAAGAGAUGGGCCAGUGGAUGCACCAUUACAGCGCCUCCUUCCUGACGGACGGCUAUCUCAAAUACAUUGGCUGGACCCUGCAUGACAAACAGGGGGAGGUCCGUCUCAAGUGCCUGCUGGCUCUGAAAGGACUCUAUUGCUGCCGGGGGACUGCGGCCCAGAUGGAGUUCUUCACCAGCCGCUUCAAGGAGCGGAUGGUGUCCAUGGUGCUGGACAAGGAGCCACAGGUGGCGGUGGAAGCGGUCAGGCUGCUCACCCUUAUCCUUCAGAACAUGGAAGAUGUACUGACAGACUCAGACUGUGAAAGCAUCUUCCCGCUGGUCUACGCUUCCAGCCGCCCAUUAGCCGCUGCCGCAGGGGAAUUCUUGUACAGGAAGUUGCUGGCGCCUGCAGAGUGCGCCCAAGGAGGGGAGCCCGAGGAGCGCCGCCAGGCUGCCAGGGCCUUCUUUCGGUCACUGCUUUGCUUCUUCAUCGAAAGUGAGUUCCAUGACCACGCGGCCUACUUGGUGGACAGCCUGUGGGACUGCGCAGCUCCUCUCCUGAAGGACUGGCAGGUGCUGACUGGGCUGCUGUUGGAAGAGCCGUCCGUGGAAGGCCUGGGUGAUCGGCAAGAGAGUGCCCUCAUUAUGAUCCUGGUGGCCAGCAUGCGCCAGGCCACAGAGGGGCAUCCCCCUGUCGGCAGGUUCUCUGGAAAGAAGGUAUUCUCUGCCCGGGAGCGCAAAAUGCAAGCUGAGGACCGCCUGAAGCUCACCCAGCAUCUCAUCCCGCUGCUGCCUCACCUGCUCACUAAGUUCUCAGCCGACGCGGAGAAGGUGGUUCCUCUGCUGGAGGCUCCGCGUUACCUUGACCUGGCCCUUUACAGCACUGGCCGCCUGGAGAAGUACUUAGAGCUGCUGCUGGCCCAGCUGUGGGAAGUGGUGGACAAGCACACCGACGCAGAGGUGCUGGGGGAAGCUUCUCAGACCCUCCACCUGCUCUGCCAACCUGAACUGGCCUUCUAUAGCCGGGCAGACCUUGCCCGUAGUCGCCUGAUGGACCACUUGGCAGACAAAUUCCAGCACAAAGCCACGGACCUGCUCCAGGCUUCCUUCCUGGAAGAAGAAGAUGCCUACAGCAUGGCUGCCACUCUCAAGCGCAUUGCCAUCUUCCACAGUGCUCAUGAUCUGACUCCGUGGCGCUUCUUUGAGCCCUGCAUGCACCUCCUGCACCAUGCGGUGGACACAGGCGAGGUCCCUCAGGAGGUGGUUGUCUCUGCCAUGACCUGCUCCUACUUUUCGCUUCUCUGGGAACUGGCCCAUCUCUCGGGUUCAGCUGCCGAGCCCCUUCCCAGCCAGGAGCAGUUGUUGGGCCUCAAGGAGCAAGUGGUGUCCUUCUGCUCUCUCUGCCAGAGCUGCCUCAUGAAUAUGGACCACAAGGUCAAGGAACAGGCCUUUCUGCUCCUGAGCGAUCUCCUCUUGAUCCUUGGACCCCAGUCUUCCCGAGGAGGAGGAGGAGGACACCCGGCGCUGUUGCCACCGGAGCUGGAGUACCAGGCAGAGUUGGCCUUGCAGUUCCAGCUGGCAGGCUUCAUUGUGGACCAUGUCUUCAGCCACUGCCAAGCUCAAGACAGCGAGGAGGAGGAGGAGGCGCUCCAGAUCGAACAGCUGCACCAGCGCCGUAAUCUGCUGGCUGGAUUCUGCAAGCUCAUUGUCUAUGGAGUGCUGGAGCUGAGCGCUGCCUCCGAUGUCUUCAAGUAUUACUCCAAGUUCUAUGAUGACUACGGGGACAUCAUCAAGGAGACCCUGAAUCGGGCCCGCCAGAUUGACCGGACGGAGUGGGCUCACACGCUGCUCCUCAGCCUGCAGCAGUUGCUGACCCAGCUGUUCCUGGAGCAGGGACCGGGAGGCGUGGACUCGGCAGCCUUCCAGGAGAUCCGAGACUUGGCCCGACGGUUCUCCCUGCUCUUUGGGCUGCACCAGCUCCAGAACCGCUCGGCCCUCGUUGUUCUGCACAAGGCUGGGAUCAAGUUUGCCUUCCAGGAGGCUGGCUCCUCCAACGCCCAGCUGGGUCUCGUCAACCUGCCCUUCUUGGAGCUGCUGAGUGAAUUCUCCCCUCGGCUAAUGCACCCCGACAAAGCCCCACUUUUGUCCUAUCGGAUGAUGAUGCGCCAGUCUCACCUCUCCUCUGAGGAGAGCGAGGCGUCCCGCUGGGCCUCCUUCCUCAUUUAUCAGCGUUCCCUGAGCCCCCAAGAAGGGGCAGACCCCCAGCGUGAUUUGGAGGUCAAGGGGAGGCCCAGACCGGCUGCCAAGAGGAGACGCCUGGACGGUGGGUGAACGGGAGGUGCCACGAAGUUCAGUGCCUGGUUGCGUACCUCCCGUGUGUGUGUGU
Molecule: messenger RNA, 2910 nt
Organism: Sceloporus undulatus (fence lizard)
Lineage: Eukaryota; Metazoa; Chordata; Lepidosauria; Squamata; Phrynosomatidae
Gene: STAG3
Product: stromal antigen 3
Exons: 25
Coding region: 111-2855 (914 amino acids)
Biological process (GO): sister chromatid cohesion
Cellular component (GO): chromatin; nucleus; cohesin complex
Molecular function (GO): chromatin binding
Source: RefSeq, a predicted model, not a curated record